Theobroma cacao (cacao) is the source of this 1199-nucleotide messenger RNA. Lineage: Eukaryota; Viridiplantae; Streptophyta; Magnoliopsida; Malvales; Malvaceae. The record is from RefSeq and is a predicted model, not a curated record.
UUUUGUUAUUGCUUUUUGCAAGUUUCAAUCUUUAACCUAGUUUUUGUUCAUAGCUGUUAUUAUCAUUUGGUCAUUCUUUUUGGGUGCUUUUCCUUUGCUGUAAGUUUUUCAAAUUAGAUCAGCUAAUUGGGUUUUGCAUGGUAGAUUUGUUUUGCCUUGUUGGGUUUUUCUUUUUGAAGUCCCAGAUUGGGUUCUGAGGAUGCUAGGAAAGGGAAAUAAGGGUAAAAGUUUGUAAAAGAUUUUGAGUUUAUGUUUUGUUCUGUGUUGCCUUUACUCUAAAAAGGAAAAAAAGAGUAUAAAAAGUUUAGCUUUGCUUGAGUUUAGGUUGCAAAAACUGGCUCUAUGGAUUGGCAUUUAUGUUUUCUUAAGACCAAAAUUGAGGAUGAAUUAAUUGAUUCAAAGUUCAAAGCUAUAGGGCUGGUUUUGUUGAAUUUGACAUAAUCUGAUUAUGAAUUAUGUUUUUGGUUGUUUGUUUUAACAUUUUUGAGCAGUAAAUAUUGGCAAAUAAAAGGCAGGAAAUUGGAUUAAAGUUGAUUUGUCGAAUUAGAUAAAGAACAGUACGGUUAGAUCUAAAGCAUAUUCUAGCCAUGUCUUUUAUUGGUACCCAGCAGAAAUGCAAGAUUUGUGAGAAGACUGUCUAUCCUGUGAAACUUUUGUCAACAGAUGGGGUUCCUUAUCGUAAGUCUUGCUUCAAAUGUAGUCAUUGCAAAGGGACUCUAAAGUUGGGUAAUUACUCCUUGAUGGAAGGUGUUCUUUAUUGCAAGCCUCAUUUUGAGCAACUCUUCAAGGAGAUGGGUAACUUCAACAAGAAUUUUCAGUCACCUGCAGAGUCAGCUGAGAAGUUAACUCCCGAGCUGAUGGUGGAAGUUAAUGUUCCUCAACUUCUCUUGGAAGAAUAAAAGCACAACUUCGAACAAAUGGGCCUAACAAGAUACUUGGAAGAAUUGAUUCCAAAUGCUGCUAUUGAUGAAUUCUGUAAGGAUGGCAAUGUCAGUUGGGUUUGUUAGGUUGGAGAAUGGACAAACAAAUAUGUAUAGAGAGGAAUUGGAGAGAAAAAGAGAGAGAUGACUAAAAUUAGUUGAGGAAAAUGAUUGUAAAAAUUGAAUUUAAGACAUUGUAAACGUUGUAAAGACCUUUGAAAAUGAUUUUUAAAGCAUUUGAUUUUUGGGGCAUUAGUUCUACAAUUUGAUUUCAUGAUU